AUGUUCGUGCGCAUGCCGCGCAGGGACCUCACAGACGAGGGCAAGGCUCUCCGCCUCACUCUCUACGCUAACGGGCACCGUCCGACCAACCAAGAGAAGUGGGCUGUGUACGCCCAAAUCGUUGCUCUCCCUGGUUGUCAGUGGUACAGUCGCCACCUCCACUCGAACUGGUGCUCGGAGAACGAUCGGGUACUCGCGAACGCACUCCGAGAUUACAUCGUCACGUGUCUUCACUUCGUCCCCAAUCCCACACUCCAGCAAAUGGUCUUAUGGGCAAACCAAGCCGGCUAUGACGAACGCCAGGUAGUCGCUGCGACUCUGGAGGAGUUCCUGUCCCGCAACUAUGUCGGACCGCCCGGCAACGGUGGACCGUAA
Dichomitus squalens LYAD-421 SS1 is the source of this 375-nucleotide messenger RNA. RefSeq lists its product as uncharacterized. The coding region runs from base 1 to 375 and encodes 124 amino acids. The record is from RefSeq and is a predicted model, not a curated record. The transcript has 4 exons. Lineage: Eukaryota; Fungi; Basidiomycota; Agaricomycetes; Polyporales; Polyporaceae.